UUUAGUCUCGUACGUUGCUUGAUGACGGCGGACUCGGGGAAUGUACCUUGGCUGAAGUUUUGUGUUACACAUUUUCUACCACGACUCUCUGUGUAAUGGCGACCGCAGGACGCUCCUCUGUCGUGAAGUAAUUUGAAACUGGACGAAAAAAACCCAGCCCGUGUGCACAUCACAACCUCAUCACCUCAGCCUCACCAGAAGUCUGCUGCGAUCUAAAGGAAUCGACCUUCUUACUGAUUUGUUGAAUUCUGUCUUUAGAUUUCUGCCAACAUGUUGUAGCUGAAAGUCGACUCACUCCCAUCCUUGGGAAUCCUGUCUGUUGGAUCUCAUUCCCUUUUUCCAUUUAUCGUUCCUCCAUCUCCUCACCCCAUGCGGUAACUUCUAACUUAAGCACCGGUAGCGCCUCUUCUGGCGUAAUGAGCAGCCUGCAGCAUGGCAGCACAGGCUCAGAGCGAGACCUUCAUUCUGCUGCAUCAUCUGUUAGCCUCCCCUCAGUUAGAAAUAACCCUAAAAAGCACCGUCUGUCUCUCCACUCAUUCUUCGGACGGAGACUCAGACCUGAACGGGACUCCAGACGGACGUCCAGGACUCUGUCCUCUGGAGUGGACGGCAUCGUCAGCGUUGAAAGUGUGCAGACUGAGACCAGCCUUGACAAAACUUCCACCCAGCCGCCAUCGGAUGUAGCGUCAACAUCAACGGGGAUGGCGUCUUUGUCAGAGCUGCUGGAAUGCCCUCUGUGCCUGCUUCGCCAGACACGGGAUCGCUUCCCAGACAUCAUGACCUGCCACCACCGCUCCUGCGCAGAUUGCCUGCGACAGUAUCUGCGCAUUGAGAUCUCAGAGUCCCGCGUCAACAUCACCUGCCCUGAGUGCUCAGAGCGCUUCAAUCCCCACGACAUCCAGAUGAUCCUGGGAGACCGAGCCCUCAUGGAGAAAUAUGAGGAGUUCAUGCUGAGGAGGUGGCUGGUGUCCGAGUCAGACUGUCGCUGGUGUCCUGCCCCUGACUGCGGGUACGCGGUCAUUGCUUUUGGCUGUGCCAGCUGUCCAAAGAUCACUUGUGGCCGUGAUGGCUGCGGUACAGAGUUCUGCUACCACUGCAAACAGCUGUGGCAUCCCAACCAGACAUGUGACACGGCGCGGCAGCAAAGGGCCCAGAGCCUCCGGCUGAGGAGUUUCAGGUCGUCGUCCCUCAGCUACAGCCAGGAGAGCGGAGCAGCAGGUGAUGACAUCAAGCCGUGCCCUCGCUGCUCUGCAUAUAUCAUUAAGAUGAACGAUGGGAGCUGUAACCAUAUGACCUGCGCCGUCUGCGGCUGUGAGUUCUGUUGGCUGUGCAUGAAGGAGAUUUCUGACCUGCACUACUUAAGUCCAUCCGGCUGCACAUUCUGGGGGAAGAAGCCCUGGAGCAGGAAAAAAAAGAUCCUCUGGCAGCUCGGAACGUUGGUGGGAGCGCCUGUGGGCAUCGCUCUCAUUGCUGGCAUUGCCAUCCCAGCAAUGAUCAUCGGGAUCCCGGUCUAUGUGGGCAGAAGGAUUCAUAAUCGCUACGAAGGGAAGGACAUUUCGAAACACAAGAGGAACUUGGUGAUCGCUGGUGGCGUGACACUGUCUAUCAUGGUGUCUCCUGUGGUUGCUGCAGUCACUGUUGGUAUCGGUGUUCCCAUCAUGCUCGCCUACGUCUACGGAGUAGUCCCAAUCUCUCUAUGUCGGAGUGGAGGCUGUGGAGUUUCCACUGGCAACGGAAAAGGGGUGCGAAUCGAGUUUGAUGACGAAAAUGACAACAUAGGUACUGGGGCUGUAGCCACAGACACGACCUCUGUGGCGGAGACUCGCCUCAACAACCCGAGCCUCGGAGACGGAGCGAGCGUCGGUGGCUUGACCGGCCUGAGCCUCAGCGUCAGCGGCACCCACAUGGAGCGCUGCGGCGUGAGCUCCGCUCAGCGUGACAACAUGAGCGACAACGCCAGCACCACGGCGCUCGCUGGGACCAGCAUAACUGGCAGCCUCUCCGGCAGCUGCUACAACCGGAUGGAGGUGCAGGCGGAUGUCCAGAAGGAACGCUGCAGUUUAAGCGGCGAGUCGGCCACCGUCAGUCUGGGGACGAUCAGUGACAACGCCAGCACCAAGGCCAUGGCGGGCUCCAUUCUCAAUGCCUACAUGCCGCUGGAAAGAGACAGCAGCCUGGAGGUUCCUGCAGACUCUGAGCCCAAACAGGACAAGGUGAGACACAGCAGCGCCAGCAGCAGCAUGGAUGAGGCCAGCUGCAGCAGCAGUUCAGCCGGCUUCAAAGGAGCAAGCGAUGAUGGAGGUUUAUGCUCGUGUCCCUCCACAUGCAGCUGUGGGCAGCCCAACAACCAGUCCUCUUGGUCUAAGGACCCUAUCACUACUGUGGGCAAAAAGUGUAAAAGUAAGCUUUGGAGAAGAGCAAGUAGCAGCAGCGGCAAAGGAGAAAGUAGAACAAACGAAGCACAAGGCGACAUUGAUGCUCAGCUUCCUGAGCAGCGGAGUGCUAACUGCUCCGAGCUUGAAUCGCCGUCUCUGAGCGGCAGCCUCCCCUCAGUGGCCGACUCACACUGUAGCCACUUCUCAUCUGAGCUCAGCUGCUCCGACCCCGAAACCUUAAAACCUAAUCAUUCGCCCAGUUCUGCCCAGAUGGACCCUCCUGCCCAUCAGCCCACCAUCACACCUUUGCCUGAGGUAGAGCACGACCGCCUCGAGCAUCUCCCGCCUCAGAGUGGCCACGCAGCCUUCACCCACCGCCUGCUGUCUUCAUCCCCACCCGCUUCACCGAGAGAGAGAAGCAGCGGGACGUUCCUGCACAUCAGCGAGGAGAGCGCUGGUGAAAACGCAGAGCCAGAGAGGUUUGUUAAAGAAACCACCAGAAACACUGCCGCACAGCCUGUGAGCCCCACGAGGAAGCGCUGCAUACAGACAGAUAUCUGACGGUUCCCUCCUGUCCUUGUGCUGUGUUACUGCUGCAAGCUCUGUUAGCUUUAUUAUCAAACUUCGACUUCAUUAAAGUUGGGAAGCUGAAGAUCAGGGUUAUGGAUGCGAAGUUAAGCUGUUCAGUAACAGAAGGUGAGGUGGAAGUACGCUGGAGAUUUAUGGAUAUGUUUAUACGCAGGAUAGAAAAUCAUUUGGAUCCCUGGUUUUGUCGAGUUUCAGUCUGUUAGAAGGGCAGUGUGUUUGUUUGCCAUUAGCUUUGAAUGGACAUGUUUGGAGCAGUUUUUGAGCUUGCUGAGAUUCUGCUUGAGCUGUGAUGAUCUGCACAGUGUAGACAGUAUCCUACAGAACCCAGUUGAAACCAGUGUUUAGGGAUGUCCCGAUCGGGAUUCUUUUGUCCUAAAUGGCAAUCCGAGUCAUUUAGGAAUGUCCCAGAUGGAUAAGUUAUUAAAUGUUAUUGCUUUGUGUGUUCCUGAAAUACUACAGCUUUCGCAAACAGUAAGAAAACACACUAUGGUUUAUGUUAGUGUUGUGAUUGUCCCCCAUUUAACUUACUUCCCAAUGACGUCAGGGCACUGCUUCAUCCUUUCUGACAAUAACAGUUUUUCCCAGCAUUGGUCGGGCUAAGGGUGUUUUAAUACCGAGUUUGCUGAAGUGCUUGGCUAACGCUAGCAUAUUUACUUUGUUUUGAUAUUUCCAAUUGGUGAUAACCCGGCGUAUUUCAUUUCAGUGACUUUUCGGUUCAAUCAAGCAGACAAACCUGCUGAAAAAGUGGCUCUUGAUUGAUGUAGCGAUUUGCUUUGAACGUUAUAAAAUAAAAUGAGCAGUGUUUCAGCUGCUUUCUGUGCCGCUUUUCUUACACAGACAUCGGUCCGUUGAGCACAGAGAAGUUGUAAAAGAUGGGAAGCUAAAUGGUGAAAAACGUUUCGAUUGUUGGGGGAACCCAGAUUCGAGUGCAUGGCCUGCCGAUUAUUUCAAAACGCCUUGAUUGGGACAUCCCGAGUUCUCAUGGUUUUCCUCAUGCUGGUUUGGAGUAAAUAAUAUAAGCUGCUAUCAUAAAACAUAAAUCUUUUCUCAUUUAAUCUGUAGACAUGUAGUCUUUCUUGUUUAGUGGUAAUCAAGGAAUGAUCUGGUAUCACCACUGUGUCGCCAGUUUACUCUCAGAUUCCCUCUGGAUUGUCAAAAUGACCCUCGACUGUAAUAUUGGGACCACAUGAUACAGAAGCUUCUUAGAUUUUCCGUAAUCAGACAUAGAAACAAAUGAUAUAUUUAGUUUAAGUUGUGACUCGUGUUUCUGUCCUACAUAUUUGCUUAUUUGUCUAUAAAACUUUGAGGGAGACCGUUUAAAAUGUUGAAGCUCUGUGUUUGGUCUAAGCAAAUGAAUACUGAUUUUUACGUUUAAAUGUUCUGGAUCGAAGCCACCAUCUUCUACCUGCACUGGUAAACAGGACGAUUGUGUCUGCUGAUUUAUUAGAUUUCACUUCGUCUUCAGAGUGCAGUUGAAGCAUGAAAGGUUAAUUUAACGCAGUUACUUAAAUCAUAGGAACAGAGCCCUGUUUCUAAAUACAAAUGUGUAGCACUUCUUACAAAAACAGGGCUUAUGGUAAUAAAAUGGCAGAAAUUCAACCAAACAAUGUGUUUGCAAUGAUAAAAUAAGCUUAAAGGAGACUAUACAAUAUGAGAUGAUCUCUCUUCUCUGGAAACGUGUCAACUUUAUUUGAAACUAUGUUGUGCAAUGAGAGCCUGCUUCUGUAUCCAAGCACAUUUAUCCCAUUCAAUAUUAAGCAGUGACUGUACAGUAAUGAUAAUAAACUGUUUUUGUUGUAUAAAUCUAAAUGAAACUUUCUGAAUUUAAACUUUGGGCGUUCUUUAACAGCAGACAUUUUUCUUGUUUUUUUUUUUUUCCCCUUUUUGCAAAUGAUUGAUGCAGAUAAUUUUAUAUUUGACAAACCUACAGUGCCUUGGAAGAUUUUCCUGUGUGUAUAGUGUUUUUUUAUUAUAUUUCAUUCUGUCUUGGUGUGAUAUUGUUGGAUAAUUUUCUACCUAUUCAAAAACAAUGCACCAGAUAGACAAAAUGUUCAGGAUAAACCACCUUAUGAGUUAUGAGCUGUUUUGGCCUACCAAAGACUACUUUCAGGUCCUGUUUGUUCGGGAGUUGCUCGUACUUUCCAUAUUAACCACGAUUAAACCAAAUUUUUCGUUUGGUUUGAGGUUUUAAAAUGUUCCCCUGAAGCCGCCAAAGUUUGUGAAGAAUAAUCAGCACAGGUUGGCGGUAAAAUGUAUGUUUCUCCAAAGGAGUUUGCAUCAAUGGUGCCAGACUGCCGUGACACUAAAGCUGCAUCUGGAGUUUUGCAGCUUGGACACUUAUAGAUGACAUCAACCAGCUGCUUUCUGAACUGCUCAAUAACAGCUGAAGUUGGAUUUUCUAUCUCUCUAUUUUAAAUAAACCCCACAGUUUAUUUUCUACAUGUCAGAACUCCAUAUUUAAUUCCUCUUUUUAUUUGAUGGUUGGUGUCAUAUUUGUUCUCUAAUUUUGGUGAAAAGAGGCUUAUGCUAUCUAGAAACUUGUGUAUUUUGAUUCCUUGUGUCUGAAUGUGCAUGUAAAUGCAUAUCCUUCAAUAAAGCUCGCAAUCAAGCA
This is a messenger RNA of Girardinichthys multiradiatus, 5574 nucleotides long. Its product is annotated as E3 ubiquitin-protein ligase RNF19A-like. Gene Ontology annotation, molecular function: ubiquitin protein ligase activity; zinc ion binding; ubiquitin conjugating enzyme binding. The transcript has 10 exons. Gene Ontology annotation, cellular component: cytoplasm; ubiquitin ligase complex. Gene Ontology annotation, biological process: positive regulation of proteasomal ubiquitin-dependent protein catabolic process; ubiquitin-dependent protein catabolic process; protein polyubiquitination. The record is from RefSeq and is a predicted model, not a curated record. Bases 417 to 2936 code for a protein of 839 amino acids. Lineage: Eukaryota; Metazoa; Chordata; Actinopteri; Cyprinodontiformes; Goodeidae.